AUGUCUACACCUUCGAUAGCGACCACCAUCAUACCAGCACAUCAUUCACAAUAUGGUUACGCCCAUCAGAAUCCAUAUUCACCGUCAACUCGGACAUACCCCGCAACGACCGCAAUGCCUGCACCGCAGCGGUUGACCACUUCUUACCAUUCCUACCCGGCUACCGCUCAGUAUCCACAACCUCAGCUGUCCCCAGGCUCGUACAGACCGCCCUCUAACGUGUCAUCCAUGGCCCCUUCUCAGCCGGCAUCAGCCGUCCCUGACAAUAACAAACGACCGCCGGACUGGAACGAAUUUUACAAGAAUGGCGUGCCGAAAGAGAUAAUUGUUAUCGACGACGAUUCUCCCGAACCUCAGCCCGCAGCUGACUCCUCCAGCCAACAGCAAAACCUUGAUACGUCGACAUACCCUUCGAAUGCCGGCAGGAAAAGAAAGGUUGAUCAAGGCUAUGAAAUCGAGUACACAGACAGCCCAGCAUAUUCCACACACCCGGCAAAAUUUGGCGCGUCGUCAUCAUCCGCCUCUUAUCAUUCGGGAGAUAGGACCACGUCCCUUCAGACUGUGACGGCUCCUACAUCACUCGAAUCAUAUGGGAGCAACACUGCAAGUAACAGCUACGAAGACGUGAGGGUGGGCCAGAAACGAAAGAGAGUGCAGCCACAAAAGGAGACGAGAGCACAAGCCAAACGAAAACAACAGGAGACCGCAGACGCCUUUGCCGACUAUAUUCCACCUUCGAAACCGUUACGAAAGGCUACCGAUGUCCAUGUCCCCGUCAUCCGUGACAAUCUGCAUAAGCACCACAAGGUGGAUGACGACGACGGGCACUAUAUUGUGACUCCCCAGACGACUCUGACAGAUCGAUAUGACAUCGUCAAACUUCUCGGCCAAGGAACAUUUGGCAAGGUUGUCGAAGCCUACGACAAGAAGAAAAAAACAAAAUGCGCUGUCAAGAUCAUCAGAUCGGUUCAGAAAUAUCGCGAUGCAUCCCGCAUUGAGUUGCGCGUUCUUUCGACACUUGCUCUGAAUGAUAAGGACAACCGAAACAAAUGCAUUCAUCUGCGUGAUUCGUUUGAUUUUCGGAAUCACAUAUGCAUCGUGACCGAUCUGUUGGGGCAAAGCGUGUUCGACUUCCUCAAAGGAAAUGGCUUUGUGCCCUUUCCAAGCUCUCAAAUCCAAAGCUUUGCACGACAAUUGUUCACCAGUGUUGCUUUUCUCCACGACCUGAACUUGAUUCACACCGACCUGAAACCCGAGAACAUUCUCCUGGUGCACAACGCCUAUCAGACCUUUACCUACAACCGGACAAUACCGUCGUCAUCACAUACGAUAUCCAGAACAGCUCGGCAGAGAAGGGUUCUCCUUGACAGCGAAAUCCGGCUCAUAGACUUCGGCUCGGCUACUUUCGACGAUGAGUACCACUCUUCCGUGGUAUCCACUAGGCAUUACAGAGCCCCUGAGAUCAUACUUCAACUUGGUUGGAGUUUUCCUUGUGACAUCUGGAGCAUAGGGUGUAUCAUCGUCGAAUUUUUCACUGGCGAUGCUCUGUUCCAGACGCACGACAACCUCGAACACCUUGCCAUGAUGGAGGCUGUCUGUAAUGGAAAGAUUGACCCCAAGCUGGUCAAGGCUGUGUCUGCUGGAAGUCGCGGCGCCAAUGCAAACCCUGCCGCCAAGUUUUUCACCCGUGGGAAAUUAGAUUAUCCCAACACUGAAACCACGAAGGCGUCUCGGAAGUAUGUCAAGGCGAUGAAGCAGCUUCAUGAAUUCAUUCCGGCCAAUACUUCUUUCAACAGACAGCUACUCGAUCUGUUGCGAAAGAUCUUCGUCUACGAUCCGAAGCAGAGAAUUACGGCAAAGGAGGCAUUGAAGCACCCGUGGUUCAAGGAGACGUUGGUUGAUGACGGCACGGAAGCAAUCCGGAUACGGGAGGAACGUGCCAACGCAAUAGGACCAGAUGCCAAGCGACCAAGAGUGUGA
Capronia epimyces CBS 606.96 is the source of this 1980-nucleotide messenger RNA. Its product is annotated as CMGC/CLK protein kinase. Gene Ontology annotation, cellular component: nucleus. Lineage: Eukaryota; Fungi; Ascomycota; Eurotiomycetes; Chaetothyriales; Herpotrichiellaceae. Gene Ontology annotation, biological process: protein phosphorylation. Gene Ontology annotation, molecular function: ATP binding; protein kinase activity. The coding region runs from base 1 to 1980 and encodes 659 amino acids. The transcript has 5 exons. The record is from RefSeq and is a predicted model, not a curated record.